GCGGGGCGGGGCUAAAGGCCGUUUCAGCCGGAGCUCCGCUUCACGUCUAAUGGUGGCCGGGCCGGGGCGGGCGGCUGCGGCGCUGCGGAUCCCCCCGGAGAGCGCCGCUCCCUCCGUCCCGCCCCGCCAUGGCCCCCGGGUGGCUCGGCCGCCUCUGCCUGCUGCUGCUCUGCCUCUGCGGGGAGGCCGCCGCCGGGAGGGAUUUCUACAAAAUCCUCGGGGUGUCCCGCGGCGCCUCCAUCAAGGACAUCAAAAAGGCCUACCGGAAACUGGCGCUGCAGCUCCACCCCGACAGGAACCCCGACGACCCUCGGGCACAAGAGAAGUUCCAGGACCUGGGGGCUGCCUAUGAGGUGCUGUCGGAUGAGGAGAAGAGGAAGCAGUAUGAUGCAUAUGGCGAGGAGGGAUUGAAGGAUGGGCACCAGAGCUCCCAUGGAGACAUCUUCUCACACUUCUUUGGGGACUUUGGAUUCAUGUUUGGAGGUAACCCUCGCCAACAAGACAGGAACAUUCCCCGAGGAAGCGACAUCAUCGUGGACCUGGAGGUUACACUGGAGGAAGUGUAUUCAGGAAACUUUGUAGAAGUUGUCAGGAACAAGCCAGUGGCAAGACAGGCACCUGGCAAGCGGAAAUGCAAUUGCCGGCAGGAGAUGAGGACCACCCAGCUGGGUCCUGGACGUUUCCAAAUGACUCAAGAAGUUGUUUGUGAUGAAUGUCCAAACGUCAAGCUUGUGAAUGAGGAGCGGACGCUAGAAGUGGAGAUAGAGCCAGGUGUGAGGGAUGGCAUGGAGUAUCCCUUCAUCGGGGAAGGUGAGCCCCAUGUGGAUGGGGAGCCAGGUGAUUUGCGUUUCCGAAUAAAAGUUCUUAAGCACCCAGUCUUUGAAAGAAGAGGAGAUGACUUGUAUACAAACGUGACAAUCUCGCUGGUCGAGGCACUUACAGGCUUUGAAAUGGAUAUCGCUCACUUGGAUGGGCACAAGGUUCACGUUGCUCGGGAUAAAAUUACAAAACCCGGGGCCAAACUGUGGAAGAAAGGAGAAGGUCUUCCAAAUUUUGAUAACAAUAAUAUCAAAGGCUCACUAAUAAUAACGUUUGACGUGGAGUUCCCCAAAGAGCAACUGACAGCUGAACAGCGGGAAGGUCUCAAACAGCUGCUGAAACAAGGAUCGGUGCAGAAGGUGUACAAUGGAUUGCAGGGAUAUUGAUGUGUGGAAAAAUUGGACUUAACUGAAAAUGAAAAGUCAGAUUUGUUUGCAGUCUUUUCUCCUGCCCACUGUGGAGUGGAAAAGAGGGGGGGGUGGGGCAAUUGUUGAGGUAUAUACAGUUUUGUUCUUUGUAAAUGGUGGAAAUGCUCAGACGAGUUGGGGGAAAUACUACCCUUUUCAGGACAUAACUGGUGCUGCCUAUCAUGUUCCAUGUCCUGGAACAACAAAGACUCCUUGAGCAGGAAAAAAAAAAAGGUGGGGAAAGGCGUCUUAAAUUCCAUGCAGAUUGGAAUUUCUGGUUUUUAAAUAUAUUUUGAUGUGACUUUUCUUGACCAUCUCAACAUAUUUUCAUAGCUUCUCCUGCUUUUUAUGUCCUUUGUGUCAGUCUCUUCCAAGUUUGUUUUGGGUUUUUUUUUUUUUUUGUUUGUUUUUUUUUUUUUUUAAAUCCCAGCCCUUCCUCCCAUUCCCCACUGAGCCCAGAGUCUGUGUUUCUGGGGCAGGAGUACAAAUGCUGCUGGGAGUGGACUGGCAGAGGAGCCUCUCUGGGUCCCCACACGUGGUUGGAAAAGUCUCUUAAGGCUCCUGUGGACUCCUAACUACCAAGUAGUCCUCUCGUCCUAAAAGUUUAAUGCUUGGUUUUAAAGUUGAAGUCGCAACAGCUUAUCAAAGACUCCUCAGAGUUUCAUGGUGGGCUUUUGAAAAAUAAGGGGAGUGGCUCCUCGUGGCCUUGGUUCUUCUUCGUCGCCCCUAAAUGUAACCCAACAACUUGUCUGGAAAAGUUCACUUACCUCCUGCACUCUGUCCUCUGUGAGGACGGGUGAAGCUAACAGCACAGAAAUAAAGAUGUUUGAGUUGGAAUGGCAAAAA
Messenger RNA from Tyto alba (common barn owl), 2072 nucleotides. RefSeq names its product DnaJ heat shock protein family (Hsp40) member B11 (gene DNAJB11). The record is from RefSeq and is a predicted model, not a curated record. Lineage: Eukaryota; Metazoa; Chordata; Aves; Strigiformes; Tytonidae. The transcript is spliced from 10 exons. Gene Ontology annotation, molecular function: misfolded protein binding. The coding region runs from base 129 to 1205 and encodes 358 amino acids. Gene Ontology annotation, cellular component: endoplasmic reticulum. Gene Ontology annotation, biological process: protein maturation; protein folding.